Rhododendron vialii is the source of this 336-nucleotide messenger RNA. RefSeq lists its product as uncharacterized. Bases 1 to 336 code for a protein of 111 amino acids. Gene Ontology annotation, biological process: DNA integration. Gene Ontology annotation, molecular function: nucleic acid binding. The record is from RefSeq and is a predicted model, not a curated record. The transcript has a single exon. NCBI's taxonomy places the organism in Eukaryota, Viridiplantae, Streptophyta, Magnoliopsida, Ericales, Ericaceae.
AUGAUGUCACAAAUGCCAGAUCCAUGCCAACAUCACGCAUGUCCCGCCAUCCGAACUGCAUCAAAUGACCUCACCAUGGCCUUUUUCAGUAUGGUAAUCGAUGUCAUUGGAAGAAUUGUACCAGCAGCAUUUAACGGUCAUAAAUUCAUCUUGGUGGCCAUGGAUUACUUCACGAAAUGGGUAGAAGCUGCUUCUUACGCCACGCUGACCGCAGUUCAAGUUGCACACUUUAUCAAGCAAAACGUCAUUUACCGAUACGGAGUCCCUCAGGCGUUUGUAUCUGACAAUGGGGUUUAUUUCAAGGGAAGAGCCAGGGAAGUUUUGGAUGAGUUCUAG